Messenger RNA from Monoraphidium neglectum, 2259 nucleotides. RefSeq lists its product as hypothetical. Gene Ontology annotation, molecular function: protein binding. The coding region runs from base 1 to 2259 and encodes 752 amino acids. The record is from RefSeq and is a predicted model, not a curated record. The transcript is spliced from 11 exons. Lineage: Eukaryota; Viridiplantae; Chlorophyta; Chlorophyceae; Sphaeropleales; Selenastraceae.
AUGCUGGGCGGCGCGUGGCUGAGCUGCCCGGCGUUCCCUGCGGUCAUAUCGGAGUUUGAGGCGCUGCACACGAUCGAGUUUGAGGUCGCCACGUUUGGGGGGGACACGUUCACGAACGCCGCCAAGGUGCUGGCGCCGCUGAAGGAUCUGGAGCGGCUGUAUUUCCGCAGUACAGAUCUGGGCGGGGCCGUCCCAUGUGAUCUGGUCAAAGGCAAGGACAAGCUGAUGAUCCUGGACUUGAGCGACUCCAUGGCUUCCGGACAGCUGCCCGACUGCAUCCUUGGGAGCCCCUCGAUCGAGGAGCUGUACCUCACCCGCACCCGCAUGAGCGGCGGCCUGCCUGACACGAUCCCGUCUGGCAGCCGCCUGCGCGUCCUGUACGCGUGGAACGUCCACCCUGACACCGGCCGGCCGUGGCCCAACGGCCACUUCACUGGCCCGCUGCCGUCGACGCUGUCCAACGCUGUGGGCCUAACCGACCUGGUGCUCCCGCACCACCAGCUGACGGGGGACGUCCCAGCACUGCCCCAGGGCCUGGACUGGCUGGACCUGAAGGGCAACAGCAUAGCUACCAUGCCUGGCACGCUCCCGAAGAGCCUGCGGAUCCUGGAUCUGUCAGACAACGGCGCCGUCGGCGCGCUGCCGGACUUUGCAGAGACGAGCCUGGCCUGGGUGAACCUCACCAGCAACCGCAUCAGCGGGCCGCUGCCAGCGACGUGGGGAGGGUCGGCGCGCACGCUGAGCGUGCUGUGCAUCGGAAACAACAGCCUUGCUGGAGAUCUCGACGGCACAGAUUGGCGGAUGGAGCUGCUGGAAAUGCUCGACUUGUCGCACAACCAGAUCACCGGCGUGAUCGCGCCAGAUCUGGCGGCCCUGCCUUGGCUCAGCUUCAUCAACCUCGCGGAAAACAAGAUCGGCGGAACCUUGGACGAGUUCGCCGCCGCCCUGCCAGACCCCCGCACGCGCCGCCGCCGCCGCGCGGCCGCGCGGCGCCGGCGCGCGCUGCUGUCUGCGGGCGCGUACAACGAGGCGGCGCAGCUGCGGCGCCGCCUGCUCCGGGACGGGCCCGAGCCGGAGCCCGAGCCCGCGGCCGAGCCGGAGCCCGAGGCGCGGCAGCAGCGCGGGGCGAAGCCCGCGGCCGCGUCGCCCGCGGCCGCGCCUGCGGGGCGCGUCAAUUACUACCAUUCGGCCAAGUCCCCCAAGCCGGCGCCGCCGCCGACGGGCGAUGCGGAUGCUGACAAGCAGAGCGGGGACGAGCCCGCGGCCGCCGCGCCUCAGCCCCGGGCCCCGCGCGCGGCCUCCGACGCGCCGCAGCCGCAGCCACAGUCCGAGGUGGCGCCCAGCAAGGAGGCGCCGCCGCCGGCCGCCGCCCCGGCCGCCGCGGCGGGCGACGGGGAGGGCGCGCAGCGGGACGCGGCGCCGCAGCAGAUGGCCACCGUCUCUCGCGCCGCCGGGGGCACGCGGGGGCCCGUGGACGCCGCCGCGGCGCAGCGGAUGUGGGCGCCGCCGCUCGACACCCCGAGGCGGGGCAUCGCGCUGCCGCCUAUGGCGCCGAUCGACCCUUUCAAGGCGCCGGCCGAGCGGGCGCCGGCGACCCGCGGAGUCUACCUCGGAUCCAAGAUCACCUUCCUCGACUUCAGCAACAACAAGCUGGAGGGCAGCCUGCCCAUGGGCCUCCAGAAGCUGGGGGUGUUCCAGUGGGUCCAUGACUCACCACCUGACCAGCAGCUGUUCCACUACCUGUUCCUGGACAACAACGACAUCUGGUCCCAGAUCCCCAGUUACAUGCUCGACGCGAUCGCCAUCCCUGCCGAGUACAACCCAUGCCGCUGCAGCGUCUACCUGGACCUGACAAACACGACCCGCUUCUGCCCGACGCGCGCCACCAUCGACGCGCUCUCACGGGGCACCCUGGAGUCCCUGGUGACCGCUGGGCUUCCAGAGCUGUCAUGCCUCAGCGGCGGCGGUGGUGGAGGCGGCGAUGGCGGCGGCGGCGGCGGGCUCAAGCCGGCGGCGAUCGCGGGCAUUGUGGUGGGGGCUUUCGUGGCGGCGGCAGUGCUGGGAGGUCUGGUCUUCAUGGUGGCGCGCCCCUAUUUCCAGGAGCGCCGGGCCACCAGCUUUUUCAAAACGACAGAGCUAGAUCACCACCCCCAGAUCGCGAUCAACAGCGCCGAAGCCACAGAGGGGGGCUGGGGGCGCACCAGCGGCAGCGGCGGCGGCGUUGCAUCGGCGGCAGAUGGCGCAAAAGGCGCGAUCUGA